This is a messenger RNA of Pecten maximus, 603 nucleotides long. RefSeq lists its product as uncharacterized. The transcript has 5 exons. Lineage: Eukaryota; Metazoa; Mollusca; Bivalvia; Pectinida; Pectinidae. The record is from RefSeq and is a predicted model, not a curated record. The coding region runs from base 53 to 523 and encodes 156 amino acids.
AUCACGUGGUAUUUUGCAAUUCCUUGCCCCUUUCAAAGCUGUGAGAUUGGCCAUGAGGGUUACUGUAUAUAUAACUUUGGUCAUCGAUCUGUUUAUCCUGACUAAUGCUGCUCAAAUCCAUCAACUUCUUCAUGAUGGACUCUGUCUUUGUGUGGCCGAUUCGGAUGUUUACGCACGGACUGGACCUGGUCCCCAGUACCUGGUAGCCGGAACAUUACAGGCGAACGAGUGUUUCGUCUCCAAUGGAGGGCUCUCCCAUGAGGGGUAUGAGGAAGGACAAUCCUGGUAUGAACUUAAAGAGAUCAAGGGACAGAUUGCCUGGGUAGACGGCUUUCACCUACGCGCUAAGAAUGCUACUUCCUGUCCAAACACUGGGGCUGUUGUCCUCACAGGUGCACAAAAUAUUCCAACGUGCUUGACACAUGAAGGGUUGUUCCAAGAAGGUGAUAUGGUCCAUCAGGGUGGUCACAUGUGUCGAUGCCAUAACUCACAGCUUGUUUGUCCCCACACACUCGUCGGCUAAAUGGUUGUGAAUAUGCUGAUUCUUAUUUUACUAAACACAUACAACUGUUCACGCAUUAAAAAUGCUUCAUAUGUAAAUUA